UUCUGGGUGCGCUGCUCCAGAUACCUGUCAACCCACAAGUCCAACCUGAGCCAAACACCUGUGAACGCCGAGCCCGCAGCCGCCUGGUAAAGAUAGCCGGGGGGGGGGGAGGAGGAGAAGGAGAAUCACCGGUUUAACUUCGCAGGAGGCUGAGCCGCGAACGGCCUUUAAAAACGGGAGUGUGCGCGUGGAUGUCUGCCGCGAGCCAGUAGAGUUCACUGAACCGUCGCGAAAAGACGUUUCCGCCCACAAGCAAGAUGGCGGCUCCCUUGCUGGAGAAUCUGUCGGAGUCCUUAGGUUCCCCGGAGCCAGCGGUUCGACUACUUCUAUCUAUUUUAAUCGGGUAUCCCUGUGCUCUGGUGUACCGGCGCUUCUUGUUCUACCAGCCUGCCACAGUUAUACACCUGUUCAACACUUUCUCUGGACUGGCUCUGGCAGCAUUCAACUUUGCAGGCUCUCAGAUCUAUCACUCUGCAGUAUGCGUCCUUGUCCAGUUCCUGAUGCUGAGGCUCAUGGGAAGGACAGUAACGACUGUACUGAGCAGCUUUACCUUUCAAGUGGUAUACCUGCUGGCAGGAUAUUACUUCACGGCGACGGGGGAGUAUGACAUCAAGUGGACCAUGCCUCAUUGUGUCCUCACACUCAAACUUGUCGGUUUGUCAUUUGAUUACUAUGACGGCGGGAAGGAACCAUCUCAGCUGAGCCCAGAGCAGAGGAUUGCAGCCCUGCCGUCUGUGCCCUCCCUGCUGGAGAUGUGCGGCUUUUCCUACUUCUAUGGAGGCUUCCUAGUGGGGCCCCAGUUCACACUGCGCAGCUACCAGAAGCUGGUGGCAGGGGAGCUCAGCGACUGCCCCGGAAAGCCUCCGAACAGUAUCGUACCGGCUAUGAAGAGGUUCGCUCUGGGGUUUCUCUGCCUGGUGAUAUAUGCAAUAUUUAGUCCCUAUUACGCAGACAGCUACUUCCUAACGGAUGAGUAUGAUGCUCAGCCCUUCUGGUAUCGCUGUGUGUUCAUGCUGAUUUGGGCUAAAGUCAUCCUCUAUAAAUAUGUCAGCUGUUGGGUCAUAGCGGAAGGUGUAUGUAUAUUAUCUGGACUAGGCUACAAUGGCGUAGUGGAUGGAGAGCACAGGUGGAACGCCUGUGCCAAUAUGAAGCUGUGGCUCUUUGAAACCACGCCACUCUUUGGAGGAACCAUCUCGUCCUUCAACAUCAACACGAAUGCCUGGGUGUCCAGACAUGUCUUCAAACGGUUGAAGUUCCUGGGCAAUAAGUCGCUGUCUCACGUGGCCACACUCGUCUUUCUGACUUUUUGGCACGGUCUUCACUCCGGAUACAUCCUCUGCUUCUCCAUGGAGUUCUUCAUCAUCACUGUAGAGAGACAGGCUCUGGCUCUAGUGAGGGACAGCCCCUUGCUGUCAAAGUUGGCCAACAGUUCACUCUACCCCCUCAUCUACGGCGUCCAGCAGUUUCUCCAUUGGCUCUUCAUGGGCUACCCCCUCGUGCCAUUCUGCCUCUUCACCUAUGACAAAUGGCUGAAGGUGUAUUCGUCCAUCUAUUUCUGUGGUCACGUAUUCUUCCUCAUAGCCUUUUUAACCAUGCCAUACAUCCGUAAGGUGCUGGUGCCUAAGAAAGAACGGAGUGAGACGAAGCAGGAUUAAACCGUGGUACUAGAGCUUGGCAUGGUCCAUCUAAGGCUAAAUAUUCACUGAAGGGAACUGACUUUCAAGGAACAGAAUGGAAAAUAUUUUAAGGCCUUUAGUAAUAUAUAUGUCCAUGUAAAAAUAAAUUUCUAUAUUUUUUUUUGUGUUUUAAAUGGGAAGGGUGUUUUUAUAAACAUUUGGAGAAAUGUUUACAGUAAAUGACCAUCGUGCCACAUGCGGUAAAUGUGAGCUAAUCGGAGGGGGGGGGAAUUGAAGAGACGUUGGACUUGAGAGACUUACAUGCUGUUGACACAGAAUUGCACUCACCAGUCACGGGUUCAGAGUCUGUAAUUGGCUCCGAUGUGUUUUUCUUUUUCAUUUCGCUCAUGUCUACCAGCCGCUAUUAGCAGCAGGCUUCACAGGAGGUUCAAGCACAGCGCCAACGUGUGUGGCACUUUCUUUAAUACAACAAUACUUUCUGCAAAAGAUAGUUUAUGAUAAUAAUGGUGAUGAUCAUUUAUAAUCGGGGGAGUUGUUUCUUGAAAAUGGCUGCCGGUGGUUAUACAAGCACUGUAAAUCACACACUGUACACUAAUCCCCAUCUCAAAAUGGCUUUUAGUAAUGAAUGUUUUUACAGUACAUUUGGGUUUGAUUUUAUAAAGUUUUAACGGCUUUUAUGAAAAAGAACAUUUUGUAGCUUUGGGAUAAAACUUCAAGACAUGGUUUGCAUUGUUCUCCUGCCUUUCCUCAUUUGAUGCGGCCGCUCUCCUCCACGCCAUGUCUCCUCCUCCCUCUGUCUCCUCCACUCCUCUGUCGACUGGAUUCAAGCCCUCAGCUCUUAAAUGCACAGAUGUGAAAGAAGGAGACUUGCGCACUGCCCGACCACAGUCUCAACGGUUGAUCGUUUGGGUUCACCGACACGCUGAUCUCAAAUACUUUUUUCUUUCUUUUUUUUGGAGGAAACUCCUUUCUAACUGGAAGAAAAAGAAACGAUGUGUUUCACUCCUUGCCUGCUCUUCGGUUAAUAACAGCAGGUGAUAUUUAAAAGAAGUGUGAAGUGGAUGCAUCCCAUCCCUCUGUGGGAAUGCCGCUUCAUUUUGUUUAAUUUAAAUAUUUGGGGGGGCUCUGUGUCAUCUGAUCCACAGCAUGCUGGAGGAAGGCCCAGCACUGCUGCUGCUGCUGCUGCUGCCGUCCUCACGCUGACACACAAGGACAGGACAAACCUCACUGUAGCAGCAGCCCAGAUUUUAGUAAUAUUUAUACAUGACAUGGUGAUUAUUAAUUGAUGUAAAUUGUUAUGUUAAGAGACUACUUUUUUGCCUUAUUCCUACCAAAUGUACAAAGUAAAAGAAAACUUGGGAUGGGCUUGGGGUUGGUUGGGAGUGAUUUUCAAAUACAAUUUUAUAAUGUUCAUUAAAAAUGCUGCAUUUCAA
This is a messenger RNA of Pseudoliparis swirei, 3070 nucleotides long. It is a transcript of the gene lpcat3, whose product is annotated as lysophosphatidylcholine acyltransferase 3. NCBI's taxonomy places the organism in Eukaryota, Metazoa, Chordata, Actinopteri, Perciformes, Liparidae. Gene Ontology annotation, cellular component: membrane. The record is from RefSeq and is a predicted model, not a curated record. The coding region runs from base 258 to 1655 and encodes 465 amino acids. Gene Ontology annotation, biological process: lipid modification; phosphatidylcholine biosynthetic process. Gene Ontology annotation, molecular function: lysophospholipid acyltransferase activity; 1-acylglycerophosphocholine O-acyltransferase activity. The transcript is spliced from 13 exons.